Hermetia illucens (black soldier fly) is the source of this 2408-nucleotide messenger RNA. RefSeq names its product protein fem-1 homolog B (gene Fem-1). Gene Ontology annotation, molecular function: protein binding. Bases 211 to 2217 code for a protein of 668 amino acids. The transcript is spliced from 16 exons. Lineage: Eukaryota; Metazoa; Arthropoda; Insecta; Diptera; Stratiomyidae. The record is from RefSeq and is a predicted model, not a curated record.
CAAAAUGUGACAAAAUUCUGAUCAGCGAAUUGUGGUUCGCAUAGUUGGAACGUCGGGUGGUUCAGUAUAUGUGGUUUCAUUCUAUAAACAAUUGGUGUUCAUUGCAAAUUGGACUUGUAUUUUCUAAGUAGAGGAAGUUUGUGAAAUUGGAUCUUUGAGCGAAAGUUGUCAUCAAAAUCACUUUAUUUUGGAACUAUUUACUUGGAAUCAAUGAUAACCGAAGACUGUGAGAUGACUCGGCUGUCUUACGAGGAAUUGCGGCAAAAUUUCAAGGAUAGCGUUUAUUUCGCAGCCCGUGAUGGAUACGCAAUAAGCCUUGUUGCAUUGCUGAACGAAAUUGAUGAUUGGCAUCUUCAGAAUGAGUUGAUAAAUCAGGAGUUCAUAGAGGACGAUGGACAGAUUUUUACGCCAUUUAUUAUAGCUGCAAAAAACGGAAAAUACAAUGUCGUAUUCACCUUACUUAUGAAAUUUAAACCAGAUUUGGAAAAGGAAUGUGUAAUAAAAUUUGAUGGACACAUUGUGAGUGGUGCAACUGCUUUGUGGUGUGCGGCUGGUUCCGGGCACAUGAAUGUUGUUAAAUUAUUGGUAAAACAUGGAGCUAACGUAAAUCACAAAACAAAAGCCCAUUCUACUCCGCUUCGUGCUGCCUGUUUCGAUGGUCGUAUGGACAUUGUACAAUAUCUUGUUACUCAUGGAGCAGAUAUUAAUCUGGCCAAUGCAUACAACAAUACUUGUUUAAUGAUUUCUGCGUAUAAAGGUCACACAGAUGUGGUAGAGUAUCUUUUGUCAAUUGGUUCCGAUCCAAAUGAGCAGGCACUAUGUGGUGCAACCGCUUUACAUUAUGCUGCAGAAUGUGGCCAUGUAGAAAUAUGUAGUGCCCUUUUAGAUCAUGGUGCAGUGUUAAAGUUAAAUGAAUAUGGUAUGACUCCCGUUAUAGUAGCCGCUGAAAGAACUCGAGAAGCUGUAGUACACGUUUUCUCUACUCGUCCCCAUUUACUGUCCCGAAGAGAAACCAUAGAUGCUUUAGAAUUGAUGGGAGCUUCAUUUGCCAAUGAUAAAGACAACUACAACGUUGCAAAAGCAUAUCAAUAUUUGAUGCACGCAAUGGAGUUGCGAUAUGCAGAUGUCGAUGAUGUGAUAAAAAAGAAUUUAGCGCCACCAAUUCCUGCUUACGAAAACUGGGUUGAAAGUCAAACUAUCCAGGAUUUGCAAGCAAUACGAUAUAACAGCAAUUCAAUACAUAUGGAGUCUCUUACAAUACGGGAAAGGAUACUUGGCAGAAAAUGUCCAGAGGUUGCCCAUCCCAUUGUUUUCAGAGGAGCAGUGUGCGCUGAUAAUGGUCGUUUCGAUCGAUGUGAAAGUUUGUGGAUGCAUGCCCUAGAAAUUAGACAGGAAAAUAAUCUAUCUGUUCAGCGGGAUCUUCUCAGGUUCGCUCAAGUAUUCUCACAGAUGAUUCAUAUUAAUGCAGCUCUGCGAGUCAGUAAUAUACUGAAAGUUUCAGCGGCAUGUAUUGUGGAAUUGGAAAGAAACAAGCAAAAGAUGGCAAAACCAGGUCCUAAAGACGAUGUCGAAGUUAUAGCAGAGGAGUAUGAACAAAAUAUAGUGACCGUGCUUUAUCUUUUAACCAUCCUCACAAAAGUUUUGAAACGGCCCAAUCAAAGAAUACAAAAUUCUGACAUAGCGGCGCUGUACAAACUGGUUUUCACUUUAAGUAAAAUGAAUUUAAAAUUGCGCGAUGGACAGACUUUACUUCAUUUAGCGGUAAAUGGUGUAACUCCUGUCGACGAUUUUCAUACAAAUGAUGUUUGCAGGUUUCCUUGUGUGGAUACAGUGAAAUUGCUACUUCAUUGUGGAGCAAAUGUUUCAGAAUGCGAUUGUGAUCGUAACACACCCUUGCAUAUAUUGGCUUCUACGCUGCAAACUGCCCGUUCGAAUGAACACAAUGAUAUUAUCACGACUAUAGAAGAAAUUAUAAAGCUUUUCGUCGAGUCGGGCAUUCAUUUGGAUGCAGUCAAUAACGAUGGUUUAACGGCCGCGCAACUUUGUACUUCACAUUUAAUUGAGUCAUUAGUCAAAUCUUAUGAGAUGCAGCUAAUAAAUCUGAAGUGUUUGGCAUCACGAUGCAUUACAUGUCAUAAACUGAAGUAUAGAGGUCUCGUUCCUCAACAUUUAGAGAAUUUCAUCCAAUUACACAGUGCCGAAAAAUUUGCAGAUUGAUAGUGGGUACUAGACGUAAAAUAUCUAAAGUUUAAGCAGUUCGUAAGAGAAAGUAAAACCAUUUUGUACUGAUUAAAAAAUAUUCAAUUGUUUUUAAUGGACAAAUAGUGAAUUUUGGAUAUUAUUUAUUGGAAAAUACCAUGUGUUUAAUUACUUUUUUGUACUGAUUAAUACAAAGGAUCAAAUUGAUA